Colletotrichum acutatum is the source of this 1813-nucleotide messenger RNA. Its product is annotated as glycosyl hydrolase. NCBI's taxonomy places the organism in Eukaryota, Fungi, Ascomycota, Sordariomycetes, Glomerellales, Glomerellaceae. The transcript has 11 exons. Gene Ontology annotation, molecular function: hydrolase activity, hydrolyzing O-glycosyl compounds. Gene Ontology annotation, biological process: carbohydrate metabolic process. The record is from RefSeq and is a predicted model, not a curated record. Bases 1 to 1746 code for a protein of 581 amino acids.
AUGAGUUUCACAUCGGCACUGGGAUCUAACUCGACCUUUUAUAAUCCAAUAAUCCCAGGAUUCCAUCCAGAUCCUAGCUGUAUUUUUGUCCCUGAGUGGAAUGAUACCUUUUUCUGCGCAUCUUCUAGUUUCAAUGCAUUCCCCGGUAUACCCCUUCAUGCCAGUAAAGAUUUGCAGAAUUGGAAACUAUUCGGGCAUGUCUUGAACAGAAAAGAACAACUCCCUCGACUUAUUGAGACAAAUCGAUCCACAAGGCAAGUCUCUCGUGGCAUUUGGGCACCGACAUUGCGUUACCACGAUGGUACUUUUUGGCUUGUUACAACUCUCGUAGACGAUGAUAGAGACGCGGCAGAUGCUUCGAGAUGGGACAACAUUAUCUUCAAGGCACGAGAUCCUUUCGAUCCAGAAUCUUGGACCGACGCGGUCCAUUUCGAGUUUGAGGGAUAUGACACGGAGCCAUUUUGGGACGAUGAUGGCAAGACAUACAUCAAUGGCGCCCACGCAUGGAAGAUUGGGCCGUGGAUUCAACAGGCGGAGGCCGAUCUCGAUACUGGGGAAGUCGGCGAAUGGAGGACCAUCUGGAACGGCACAGGCGGCAUGGCACCAGAGGGACCACACAUCUACCGUAGAGAUGGCUACUACUAUCUACUGGCUGCUGAAGGUGGCACUGGACUUGGCCAUAUGGUCACGAUGGCACGUUCAAGGAGUGUUGGUGGCCCAUACCAGUCAAACCCGUUGAAUCCUGUUUUGACCAACGCCAAUACAACCAAUUAUUUUCAAACUGUCGGACAUGCCGAUCUAUUUCAAGAUGCCUCUGGGAAUUGGUGGUGUGUCGCUUUAGCCACGAGAUCAGGACCAGAAUGGCUCAACUUUCCAAUGGGCCGCGAGACGGUUAUGACUUCGGCAACAUGGAACCAAGGGGAAUGGCCAUACCUUACGCCCAUCGAAGGGAAGAUGAGUGGCUGGAAGAUGCCGCCAGAAAAUCUGGAUCUUGAAGGCCAUGGCCCACUGAUCACACUGGGAGAAGUUGAAGGUGACGCUUUUGACUUUGCCCCGAAUUCGACACUUCCAAUUCACCUCACGUAUUGGCGGUAUCCAAUCGAAAGCUCAUACACGGUCUCACCGACGGAGAAGCCCAGCAGCUUACGUCUGACGCCCUCUAAACUCAACCUUACCGCUAUCAACGGAAACUACGCGGGGCCCGAAGGGCAGACAUUCAUUGGAAGAAGACAGCAAGACACACUCUUCACGUACAGCGUCGAACUUGACUUUCAGCCAGCGGAGGAGGAGGAAGAGGCCGGCGUUACGGUGUUCCUUACACAGAACCAUCACCUUGAUCUAGGCGUUGUCUUACUGCCCGCGAGCGGGAGUACGCAGCCCUUCCCUGGCCAAAACUUGACGACGGGGGGAAACCCGACUGAUCUCAAGCUUCAAUUCCGGUUCCGAGCUAUGUCGUAUGUUCCUGUUCCUGCUGACAUUGUGGCACCUGUACCGGAGGACUGGCUUGGUACAACACUCAGAUUGGAGAUUAAGGCGGUAAACACGACACAUUACUCUUUCUCUGCUGGGCCGGCUGGGUCAGUUUCCCAGACCAGAAUUCUUGUCUGUGCAUCCAACGAUGCGAUUAGUUGGGGUUUCACAGGUGUCUUCCUCGGGGUCUAUUCAAAUAGCAACGGCGGGACUGGAAAUACGCCUGCUUAUAUCUCAAACUGGGAAUACACCCCCCAGGGGCAGUUCAGAGAUUAGAAACCGCCAAGUAGAUCGGAUAUUUGAAAGCUACAAGUGGUCCAUGAUAAAGCUACAUAAGAAGCCU